CUGCGGUCGAUUGGUUGCGACUCGGCAGGGAUGUGAAACUCCCAUUGAUCGAUCUCCACUACGCUCCCUGCUGACCAGAGAAAACAGCGAAAGCGAGAGGGGAUUUAAAUGGGACAAACAUCGUCCGCCGUGUUUGACGGAUAACGUAGCUAUCUGCGUCCGCCCCCCCCACGCUACCCGAGGUAAUCCGCUAUUAGCUCCGUUGGACGACGAGACUCACGUUAACACGGCGCGACGCUAGCUAGCUUGUAAUGUCGGCACUGUUGGACUUGUUUUCCCCUCCAGACCCCGCUUCCUUUUAGCCUCGGGCUAGCUGGAAAAUCGAAAUUGUGCCACUGAACGCGCAGGUAUAGUCAGCCGACGCGAAGGGGUGUAACUCGACCUCGCACAGCGGGCUACUCGUCGCAGUUUAGCCGUAAUUUAUCCACGAACCUAUGCUAAUAACUUUGCUUCACGGCCAGCUACCAGGGCGGCGGGUUUCUUUUAGUUUGCUAACGCUCGACAGCUAGCCAUCUUGCCUGUGCUGGGGGGAUCUAAGUAUUAAACUUGGCUAGCUUUUGCUGGGAAAUAUAUUUACUUCAACUUAGCAGUUGCCCGUUAAUGGAUAAUUAUCUCAUUUGUUGAGGACCACAUUGCUUUCAACCAUUGCCUUUAAAAACACUUUAUUCUACUGUGUGAAAGCCUGACACUGGUCCUCCGUGAACAGACAAUAGAGAACCUGAGACUUGCUCAGUUGUUGCUCCGCUAACGACGGAAACUACCCAUAACAACACAGAAUAAUGAUUGUAGUUUGUUACUAGUUUAAUGACUAUAUUUUUAUACGUAUGCACUUUCAUAAGUCGUCAAGUAAAUACGCGUUUUUCGUUCAGCUGACCCGCACAGACAGCCAGGGGAGAGACUGGAUGGAGCCGAUGCUGCUUGUGCGACAUACGAGGUUUGUGCUUCCCUGAGCCCGCUGCUCCCAGGUGUCUCCCCUCGGUCGAUUUCAACAGCAGCUUUAGAUGUGUCAGAAAACACGAGCAGUGACCGGGCAUCAUCAGCGGUAACUCGGCGGAUCGACAGACGCGCAGAGGCGGGAGGCUCCUGUCCCUUUCUCCAGCCCACCUUCAUCACGUCCAUCCACCACCACCGCCCUCAUCAUCCUCCUCUUCUCCAGCCAUGGACCCCCCGAGGACUCGGUCGCGGUCUCGGUCCGGCUUCUAUCAUUUCGGCAUGAACGGCAGCGUUGGAGGCAACGGCGGCGGUAACGCUGUCGGCAGCGGGAGCUUGAUGAACGCCAGCGGAGGAGCGGUGAGCUACCCGCCGCAGAGCAACCCCGGCUGGGCGCCCCACCACCACGGUGGUCGUAGCUACUCGGAGGGCCAGCAGCAGCACACCCAGGGGAGCUACAUGUCCGCGGGGGCGCCGCGCCACUCCUCGCUCGGAGCUCACAGACACCCCGGGGCCGGAGGAGUGCUUCAUUUUCAUCCGGAUAAUGUGUGCAAUGACGACCGGGACAAAAUGGAAGACAGCCCAAGCCCGAAAAGGCAGCGUCUUUCCCAGCAGUCCAUGUUGGAUCUGAGCUCUGCACCUCCCUCCACUCCCUCCUCACCCAUUCGUCCAUGGGAGCUGCCUCCCAGUCGCAGACCACACCCCCACUACAUGCCAGAGAGAUGCCACACACCUGUUCGCAACCGCCGCAGCCCUCCAAUGAGACGCCAGCGUGGCCGGAGAGACCGUCUGACCCGCCACCACCACCACGCCCACAACAACCACCACCACUACAACAACAGUAACAACAACAACCACCACCACCACCACCACCAUCACCACCCCAACGCCCACCAUCAUCACCACCACCUCCUGCACUCCCACCACGGCCCGUCGCCAGGCCACCAGGAUGAAAACUACCGUCAUCUGGCUCCUCCUCAGGGCUACCCACCUUACAGCCAGCAACCACCUCGAGGACCCGGGCCUGGGCCCGAGGAGCGUUCAGGUUACCAUCCCCCAAACCCCUCCCCAAGACCCCUCCACCAGUCACCAAACCUGUCUCCGAGGCUGCUGCACCCAGCAGCCCACCCACAGCACCCACACCCUCACCCAUCCCAGCAUCAGAGCAGUUUGGUGCUGGACCUCCAUGAGCAGGGUUCAGCUCCUGUGUCGUAUCCUCUGUCUCCUCCGGGAGCGCCGCCCGGGCUGCCUCCUCGCUCUGCCCCUCAGCAGAUCCCAGCGUGCUCGGUGGUUUUCAGUGGACAGCACUACCCUGUCUGCAGUGUCCCUCCUCCUGUCCUUCAGACCUGUUCUGUGCAGCACUUACCAAUGCCCUAUCCCUUCCCAUCCCUGCUGUCCAGUGACCCGACUUUCCUAUUACCCCCUCCUCACCUCCCUCAUCCCCCCACACACCUUUCCCACCACCCACCUCACUUGCCUCAGCCUGGACAGUUUGGACCCUAUCCGACACAGCAGGCACGAUCGCCAUUACAAAGGAUAGAGAAUGACGUAGAGCUGCUUGGAGAGCACCUGUCUCUGGGUGCUGGGCUCCACUAUCCGCCUGCCACGCACCCAGCCCUCAACCCACACUCCACACAGCUCCACUUCCUCUCCCAUGAUCCCCUGCCACAGGAGUUCUUCGGAGUGUCCUAUCCAAACUUCAUUCCUCGGCGUCUCCCGGGGCGACGGUACCGUUCGCAACAGCCACUGCCACCUUCGCCUUACCACCCCAGCCUCCUGCCUUACUUCCUUUCAAUGCUGCCAGUCCAGCCCACAGGUCCUGCGAUCAGCCUGGAGCUGGAUGUCGACGAUGGAGAGGUGGAAAACUAUGAGGCUCUCCUGAACCUUGCUGAGCGUCUGGGAGAGGCCAAACUCAGAGGACUGACCAAGGGAGACAUUGAACAGCUCCCCUCCUAUCGGUUCAAUCCAAAUAACCAUCAGUCUGAGCAAACACUGUGUGUGGUGUGUAUGAGUGAUUUCGAGUCCCGUCAGCUGCUGCGAGUCCUGCCUUGCAGCCACGAGUUCCACGGGAAAUGUGUCGACAAGUGGCUCAGGGCCAACAGGACGUGUCCCAUUUGUCGGGCCGAUGCCUCAGAAGUUCAGAGAGACUCGGAGUGACCACUAGAGGGAGCCAGACACUCCUCCACUGUCUGUCCGACACAUUCAGUACUGCCUGCUCCUCAUAUAAAGAUACACCUGCGUGCUCGUACACACACACACAUGCACCAGUUCUUUGCCUUUUUGUACAGCACCCUCUCCUCCUUUGUUGUUCUUCCAUUAAUUCUGUUUAAGUUUCACUCUCCCUGAGAUUUUCCCUCUUUCUCUGCCCUUUUCCAGUCAGUCUUUUUUCCUGCGAUUUGUUUUUCUUGUACGUGUACAUACACGCCGGUCCUCACAUUUCUCAGUGAAUGACCCACCAUCCUCCAGUGGUGUGUAUGUGUGUGUUCACAUGCAGCACAACUGUGCAAGUGUUGUUUGGUCGGUCCUAGAGUGUGCGUGUGUGUGUGUGUGUGUGUGUGUGUGUGUCAGAUUUUCUAGCUGUCCUGGAGCAUGCCUGAGUUUCUGUUGUGUAUCAGACAAGAAAAACAUCUGAGAGUGACUGACUUGACUUCCUGUUUGUACGUUGAUGCACUGUAUGUCUGUAUGCAUACUGUCUGUAUGUAUGUUAGACUUUAAUCCUUUUCUCUAGUUUGACACUAAGGGUCCAUGCUGCCACUAUACUUCUAAUUUGCCUAUUUGAUCCGUUUUGUUUCAGCAGAGUUAUUAUUAUUAUUAUUAUUAUUAUUAUUAUUAAAAACUUCUAGGUGAUUGUUUCAUGCCUGGCAGUUACCUCAUCUUUCUGGUUUUGGUUAUUUUUCAUUAUAAGCGCUUCACAGUACUUCUUUGAAAUUAAGCACAGUAUAUUAUAUAUUUUUCUUUUCGUUUGAUAGCAAAAAUAAGUUUGUCUGUGACUUUGCAGUGGCACAUGUGUUACAUAUAUACAUAUAUAUAUAUAUAUACUGUAUAAAUCUAUGAAUAUCUGUAUACCAAAUAAAAGGCUUGAUAUUAACUUUUUAAA
This is a messenger RNA of Hippoglossus stenolepis (Pacific halibut), 4027 nucleotides long. RefSeq names its product E3 ubiquitin-protein ligase RNF38. The record is from RefSeq and is a predicted model, not a curated record. The coding region runs from base 1159 to 3087 and encodes 642 amino acids. The transcript has 12 exons. Lineage: Eukaryota; Metazoa; Chordata; Actinopteri; Pleuronectiformes; Pleuronectidae.